Molecule: messenger RNA, 1883 nt
Organism: Tetranychus urticae (two-spotted spider mite)
Lineage: Eukaryota; Metazoa; Arthropoda; Arachnida; Trombidiformes; Tetranychidae
Product: putative peptidoglycan muropeptide transporter SLC46
Biological process (GO): transmembrane transport
Cellular component (GO): membrane
Molecular function (GO): transmembrane transporter activity
Source: RefSeq, a predicted model, not a curated record
AAGGAUUAACGAGGGCGUCUUUGAGUACAAUUGUGCUUGAUGAGAUUAUUUUGGAUUUGAUGAAUACCGAGAAACUUAUCUAGUAAUCUGGAGAUUGAUUUGAUCGUUAACAGUAUGAUAUUGCAUUUACGGAAUUAAUAUCUGUCAUUAUUAUUUAAAACAUAUAAAUAGUGAAGUCUAUCCAAUGCAAAUUUCAAUUUAAGUCAGUUCAUUUUUUCGCAACAGACAAGUUACACCAUAUUCAAAUAUUGUGUUUGGAGCGAAUAACUUUUUCAAAGUAAAGUGAUCGAAAUGGCCAAAAUUACUUCCAAAGAGGUUUGGGAAAUUGUUAAACUUUUGAGAAUCGAUGUUUUUUAUUUUUUGACAACUUUAAGUACUUCAUUGCCUACAAUUGCAUUCAACCAACUGAUCCAGGAUAAAUAUUGUAUCAACAAAUAUUCACUCAAUGAAAGUGUCUGUUUAAAUUUGGAAAAUGCUGGAUCUGAAUAUGAUAGCGUCAGGAAUGAUGUCUUGAAAGAUAGUACAACACUUAAAAUGCAUGUUACUCUAAUGACAACAAUACCAGCGAUCAUUUUGUCCCUCAUUUUGGGUUAUUGGAUGGACAAAUAUCCUGGUCAUCUCCGGUGUCUUGCUGGUGUAGCAUCAUUAGCAAUCGUCUGUCAACAUAUCAUGAUUAUACAUCAAUGUUUACAAUUUGAAAUGGACGCUCAGUUAUUAUUGUGGACAAAUUUGGUUCCAGUUUUAACUGGAAGCGGAAUUAUUAUCGGAACAGGAACCUUUACCUAUGCCACAAAAAAGACACCAGCCAAAUAUCGAGCGGUUAGGUUUACAAUACUCGAAAUUGCCUUCUUUUCUUGUAUGCCCAUUGGAAACCUUUUGGGAGGAAGUCUCCUUUCGUCUAAACCAUGGUUUCCAAACCAGUAUCGUAACUACAUUGGAGUUUAUAUUAUUUCAGCUGUAUUGGCGUUUAUUGCCGCUAUUUGGAUCAUGGUGUUGCUAUAUGACGCUGUUGACGAAGAGGUUAAAACAGAUGAACCUCAAAUAAUAAAUGGUGAUCCUUCAAGUUGUGAAAACAAGAAGAAAACAGUGAAACAAAUAAUUUAUGAUAUAAUCAAACCAGAUAAUAUUCUGCAUGCAAGUCGCACAGUUUUCAAAAAAAGACCAAAUAAUGCUCAUUGGUAUUUAAUUUCAACACUUUUUACUGGAUUUAUAGCAAACACUUGUUAUAAUGGUGACCAAUACAUAGGAUACCAGUUCAUCCAAAAAGUUUAUCAUUGGAAUGCCGAACAAAUUGGAUUUUACAAUUCCAUUGUCAUUAUUUUCCCUGCUUUGGGCGCCCUUAUUGGUCCACCACUAUUCAUUCAUAAACUGAACAUGCAUGAUACUUCAUUGGCCAUAAUUGGUUUAUUCUCAAUGAUGGUAGCUUUCCUCGUCAAAGGUAUUAUCCUUAAUCCAUUAGCCAACCUUGUCGCCAUAGUUUGCUGUUUCGCUGGUGUCAUAUUUGUUACCGAUCGAUCAAUCGUUUCACGUAUGAUUCAUAAAGAAGAGAUCGGACAAAUUUACGCAUUUUCAUCAGCAAUCGCUGGAUUCGCUCCAACAAUUACAUCGCUAUUCUACACCACAGUAUUUACAGCAACAUUGGACUACAAUCCUGGUCUUGUGUACAUAAUUGCUGGUUUAUUAUUCGCCUUUCCCUUAGCUAACGCUAUUUUGCUCAACAUAAAAAAGCAGAAAUGGGAUCUAGUUUUGAUUGCUGCAAAGGAAAAGGAAACUCAAGAAAAAACGAAACAUCAGACUAAUGUGUCAACAUAAUAUAAUGUAUAAGUAAUUAGGAGUUUAAAAGUAGUGAUAAUAUUACAAUAAAAUCUCAUUUUGUUCAUAUA